UCAGACUCGUUAUUACUGGCGUAGGCAAUUUCAGUCCAUUGGAUGCCAUUCGCAGUUAGUUCAGUAGCGUGGAUGGAGAGAAUAACGCGUGGCUGGAGGAACAAUUGAAAAAUGGAUAAGAUGAUACAACAAAAGGAUGAUCAAAUUAUGAAGCUGCAGGCCCAAUUAUUGGAACAACACAAAAUAUUAGAUAACAGCAAAGCUAAGGAUGCUCAAAUUUUGAGUCUACAAGCUCAGCUAGGGGAAAAGAACAAAUUGGAACGGAACAGUUUCCAAACAGUGAAGGAGGUUUUUCCAAACUCAUCCCUAACUGAACAUGAGGAUGAAUUGGCAUUAGGCGAACACAGUCAGUUAUUCAGUCUACCACCUGACAGCGUGUUAAAGUUAAAUUCUGUUAGUGCUGCACUAAAAUUGUUAGUAAUAAGUCCAUGCAGCGAAGGAAGUGAACAAUUGUGGGACCGUAUAUGGGCUGAAAAUGGGUGUGGUACGGAAACCCAGAAAUACCACGAGUUCAACAUAAAACAUAAAUUAGAAUUUUAGUGGGGGAUCAAGUCAAGUCUGGAAGUGUUACAGGAUGGAAGAGUGAGCCUACAGUUGAAAAACACUGAAAGUGCAUUACCAUUAAGGUAUGAGGUAAAGUAAUAGAGUAUGCAAAUUGUCUAAUGAGAAGUACCAUCUUGUGUGAAUGAAUCCUGUGUAACAGCAAUCCUUUAUAGUUCUGUCACAGCUAGAAGCCUCAAAUAAUUCUGCUUCUCUUGCUAAAGAACAACUUGUCCUUUACGUUCAGAGUGUUGGUGAAGCUGGGUACUUAAAUGGCCCUAAAGAUGUUUCAUUUCGUUGGCAUUGCAGCGAUGAACAUCAUACAUGGACUUUUAGGAAAGGAUUUUCAGCAUACUGGGAACACAACUAUCAACAAUGCAACAUUCUAGGGGUGCUAUUUUAUCAUUCAAGAGCCUUAUACAAUGAUUUUCAUCUGCAAUUUGUAUGGCCUUUCCCAAGCUUCUGCCAGAAGUUGAAUCUAUAAGUCAUGUAAGUCACAUGAGCAACAAUUGAGAUGCUUAAUGGUGUUUUUCUUUUCUCAGCAUAGGUUAAUAGUAACAUUGGAUCUGAAAAGAUUCUUGGUUGGGGCAAGACACUGAAUAAAUUGUAAUGAUUGAAUGGAUGACAUGACAUUUCUAUACUUAAUUUGGAUUCCCGAGACGGUAUUUUAUAUUUAAAAAAUUGAAGUGCAUAUCUGGGCUCCCUUCCUUUCCGUAGCCCCGUUUCCCCUUGACUCGUAAUAAGCCCGUAGGGGGUCAUGCCCCUACUGUACGGUAUAUAUAAAAACAACAUAUACCGAGGUUUGGAGGGCUC
Daphnia carinata is the source of this 1353-nucleotide messenger RNA. RefSeq lists its product as uncharacterized. The transcript has 6 exons. Lineage: Eukaryota; Metazoa; Arthropoda; Branchiopoda; Diplostraca; Daphniidae. The record is from RefSeq and is a predicted model, not a curated record. The coding region runs from base 112 to 540 and encodes 142 amino acids.